Molecule: messenger RNA, 2551 nt
Organism: Vitrella brassicaformis
Lineage: Eukaryota; Vitrellaceae
Source: the annotation of a GenBank genome assembly
GUGAAUGAAUGCUCGAAUGUUCACACAGAAAUGGUCCCAUCAGCGAGUCACGGCAGAUCAAUCAGCUGCAUGCAUCGAGUGUCACAGACUGGCUGAGCAGCAGCUGCUCUGGCAGCUGGCAAGGCAACUCUGUCUCUCUGAAACAGAUGUGCUCCACCGGGUAGGGUAGGGUAGGCUACACCGACCCCCCAGCACCUGCAAACAUCAGUGCAGCAUACCACACAGGAAAUGAUGCCGCCGCCUCUCCCUUCCCCAAGCGCCCCCCCUCACCCAGCGAACGAGGCAAUCCGAGGACUGCCUGCUCUAGCUCAUGUGUUGCCAGCAGAGGUCGGGCGGCCGCCACAGCAGCUGGGAAGCGCUCGAUGUCCGUGUUGCCCUUAAUCGGGGCCUCGGUCGUGUAGAGGUGGAUGUUGCCACUGCCAAUCCGCAUCCAAGCUUCGAUGGUGUCGGUCGCUGCGGUGCCCUUGAAGAUGAUGAGUCGCUCGCGGCCGUCAUCUCCCUGGCCUGGCGGCUCACCCAUAUAGUCGACGGUCUUGUAGCCCUCGAUGGGCUCCGUCAGCAGGGACAGAUAGCGAGUGUCGUCAAGGCCGACACGAGCACCCGUCACACGCUUCUGCUCAACGCCCUCUUGACGACACCAGUACAUCAGGACCAUCCGCUCGAUGAAUGCCGUGAAGGAUGGGAAGAAAAAGUCCCUCCUCCGAAUGGGCGGGUCGACGGCACUGUAUGCGCUGCGGUAGGGGUAGGCGGGGGGCAGAUCGGUGAGGGGGAGCGUCGUGAAUUCGACAUCGCCGAUUCUGUAGCGCUGUCUCGUCACACCACCACCGCCAUCGCCCUGCUGCCCUCUGUCCUCAUCUUCAUCACUGCUUGCCCCCUCCAUGUCCUCAUCGUCGCCAUCACUGUCGCUGUCCUGAUCGCCGUCAUCUCCCUCCACCCGCCGCAGCUCUAAGGUGGUCCCUUGGUGAUGGAGCAAGUGGCCGAAUGUGUUGUAGAUGGCCAGGGCGAGAGGCAGCUCAUCGAAGGCCGCCUUGGUGGCCAGAUGGUCGGCCAUCCACUGAGGCGACAGCAUCAGAGGCAGGGGCAGUGCCUUGAUGAGCUUGUAGAUGGCCGCCACACGAAUGAAUUCGGCCAUCUCCCGCCACACAUGACCUCCUUGCUCGAGCACAUAGGCGCACUUGCUGAAGUACUGGAAUGUCGGCCGAUAGACGUCGAUGAGGCCGCUGAGGUGAUUGCUGUCGAGCGAGCAGUCGACGCGCUUGAGCAUGAAGGCCUCGUUGAUGAGUUGUGUGCCGUAGUGGGUGUUGGUUGCACGCGCCGGGCUAAUGGCCACGUCGACAGGGAGGUAGCCCACCACACCGUCACAGAACACAUCGGACGGCAGCCGGUUGGCCGUCACGUCCACGGCAGUGUCUGGUUGGCAGGGGGGAGGGGGCGGGGCGGCAGAGAUGUGGUGGGUGAUGGUGGCCACGGCAGCGGAGAGGGUCGACACGCUCGACUUGACAGAUGACCACUCAUGGGCAAUGACGGACGCCUGAAGCCAUCACACAGACGACAGAUAAGGCGGAAUGUGUUGAGCCGCCCCCCUCACUGUGUCUGUGUGACUCACCUGGUCGUCGGUAAUGGACGGCAUUAUCAGCGGGUCGACGGCCGACACCUCAGUGGCCAUCUGACACACACACAGAGCAGACACACCACGGCUGCAUCCCCCAGUGGGUCGAUGUCUGUGUGUCACCCACCUGCUGAAUGAGUGAGUGAAUGGCCGCCAGCCGACCACAGACAUCACCCGACCCCACACACACAGGGGGGGACGCCUGCACACACAGUGAGGCACUCUCAGUGAGACUCAGCCAUUCCCACGGUGAUGUGUGGUGCCGCACUGCCUCCCUCACCGAUGCUGCUUGACUGUGCCCCUCCUGCCGCUGGUGGUGGUGAGCGGCUGUGCCAUUCAUCGCACCGACGCCUGUCCACCAAACACAUACACGAUGGUCCGUUGCACCUCUGUCUGUCUGUCUGUCAGUCAGUCUGUCUGUCUGUCUGUCUGUCUGUCUGUCAGUCAGCCAGCCGUGUGUGUGAGAUCUCACCAGCAUCCCCAGCGGCACGGCCGUCGACACGUUGGCGUUUCGCGUCACCGCCAACACAAUCAGCAGACGAAGACCUGUCUGAUGGGCACAGGCCUGUCACACAUAUGAAAAUGGGCAGCUGGUGAUUGCAUGACAGUGAUGAUCCUCCCAUCUUGUGCACAUUCAUCAUUGCCGCCUCACCUCCUUGCGAUACGAUGCAAAUCCGACGCAAAGCAGCUGCUCAGGCACAGAGCUCGACACUCUGAGGAAGACGCACACGACACACAUCCAGCACACUCCCAGACUGAGAGGGCGCCUUGUGUUGAUGCUCACCUUUUGGCUCGGUCAACCGAGGCUCUCGCAGAUUCACCAAGAAUCACCAAGCAACCGACACUCGGCUUUCGUCAUUGCUGAUUUGCAGAUCGAAAGCAUCCCGCAGCCUGCCAUACAAUACCACCGGACGACGGCUGGCACCGGACCACUUCUUUUUC